CAGGCCCUUCCACUAUAUAUUGCGAGCCGUUGACGUCAGCGUUCUCUUCCGCCUGUUUGUCUGCUGUGUGGCAGGCAGUCCGCUCGUCGUUUUCCAGUCCCGUGAGAAGCAUCCACCGACAUCCGCCAAAAUGGUGAACUUCACGGUAGACCAGAUUCGCAACAUCAUGGACAAGAAGGCGAACAUUCGCAAUAUGUCAGUCAUUGCCCAUGUGGACCAUGGCAAGUCCACUCUGACCGACUCUCUUGUAUGUAAAGCUGGAAUCAUCGCAUCAUCUCGUGCGGGUGAAACUCGCUUCACAGAUACCCGUAAAGAUGAACAGGAAAGAUGUAUUACAAUCAAAUCUACAGCAAUUUCCCUCUUCUAUGAACUAUCUGAAAACGAUUUGGCCUUUAUUAAGCAAUGUAAAGAUGGGUCUGGUUUCCUUAUCAACUUGAUUGACUCUCCUGGCCACGUGGACUUUUCAUCUGAAGUUACAGCAGCUCUGCGUGUUACUGACGGUGCCCUUGUUGUGGUGGAUUGUGUGUCUGGUGUAUGUGUGCAGACUGAAACCGUACUCCGUCAAGCAAUUGCCGAAAGAAUCCGCCCGGUCUUGAUGAUGAACAAAAUGGACCGUGCACUUUUGGAACUGCAGCUAGAGCCAGAAGAGCUAUAUCAGACCUUCCAGCGUAUUGUGGAGAACGUAAACGUUAUCAUAUCCACCUAUGGUGAGGGAGAGACAGGACCCAUGGGAAACAUCAUGAUUGAUCCAGUUCAAGGUACUGUUGGCUUUGGUUCUGGACUCCAUGGCUGGGCAUUUACACUCAAACAAUUUGCAGAGAUGUAUGUGCAAAAGUUUGCUGCAAAGGGUGACGGCAAGCUGACCCCAGCUGAACAUGCAAAAAAGGUGGAAGACAUGAUGAAGAAACUUUGGGGAGACAGGUAUUUUGAUCCUGCCAAUGGAAAGUUUAGCAAGGCUGCAUCAAAUGCUGAUGGAAAGAAGUUGCCUAGAACAUUUUGCCAGCUUAUCCUGGACCCAAUCUUCAAGGUUUUUGAUGCCAUCAUGAACUUUAAGAAAGAUGAAACUGCUAAACUUAUCGAGAAACUGGACAUCAAGUUGGACACUGAAGACAAAGAUAAAGAGGGAAAACAACUGUUAAAGGCUGUUAUGAGACGCUGGCUUCCUGCUGGAGAAGCUCUUCUGCAGAUGAUAACCAUCCACCUGCCAUCACCAGUGACAGCUCAGAGGUACCGCUGUGAGCUGCUGUAUGAAGGACCACCUGAUGAUGAAGCCGCUAUGGGCAUUAAAAACUGUGACCCCAAAGGUCCAUUAAUGAUGUACAUCUCAAAAAUGGUGCCCACCACUGAUAAGGGAAGGUUCUAUGCUUUUGGAAGAGUCUUCUCUGGUGUUGUCUCCACUGGCCUCAAAGUCAGAAUUAUGGGACCAAAUUAUACUCCAGGAAAGAAAGAGGACCUUUACCUGAAGCCUAUCCAGAGGACCAUCCUGAUGAUGGGGCGUUAUGUGGAGCCAAUUGAAGAUGUUCCAUGUGGUAACAUUGUGGGUUUGGUUGGUGUGGACCAGUUCCUUGUGAAAACUGGGACAAUCACCACUUUUGAACAUUCACAUAACAUGCGUGUUAUGAAGUUCAGUGUCAGCCCUGUAGUGCGUGUGGCUGUAGAAGCAAGGAACCCUGCUGAUCUUCCAAAACUUGUGGAGGGUCUCAAGCGUCUGGCUAAGUCAGACCCUAUGGUGCAGUGCAUCAUUGAGGAAUCUGGAGAGCAUAUUGUUGCUGGAGCUGGAGAGCUGCAUUUGGAAAUCUGCUUGAAGGAUCUAGAGGAGGACCAUGCCUGCAUUCCAAUUAAGAAAUCUGACCCAGUUGUUUCUUACCGUGAAACUGUGAGUGAGGAGUCAAACCAGGUGUGCCUGUCAAAGUCUCCUAACAAGCAUAACCGUCUGUAUAUGAAGGCCCGUCCAUUCCCUGACGGCCUUGCUGAGGAUAUUGACAAAGGAGAUGUGAGUGCCCGCCAAGAGUUGAAGAUUCGUGCCCGUUACUUGACUGAGAAAUAUGAGUGGGAUGUUACAGAGGCUAGGAAGAUCUGGUGUUUUGGCCCUGACGGUACUGGACCAAACAUCCUGACUGAUGUGACAAAAGGAGUACAAUAUCUUAAUGAAAUAAAAGACAGUGUUGUGGCUGGCUUCCAGUGGGCCACAAAAGAGGGUGUGCUCUGUGACGAGAACUUGAGAGCUGUCCGAUUUGAUGUUCAUGAUGUGACUCUUCAUGCUGAUGCCAUUCAUAGAGGUGGUGGACAAAUCAUUCCUACAGCCCGUCGUUGCCUAUAUGCAUGUGUGUUGACAGCCCAGCCCCGUCUGAUGGAACCAAUCUAUCUUGUGGAGAUUCAGUGCCCUGAGCAGGUAGUUGGUGGCAUUUACGGUGUCUUGAACAGAAAGCGUGGACACGUCUUUGAAGAAUCUCAAGUGGCAGGCACACCAAUGUUUAUAGUGAAAGCCUACCUGCCAGUCAAUGAAUCAUUUGGGUUCACUGCAGAUUUAAGAUCAAACACUGGUGGUCAGGCCUUCCCACAGUGUGUAUUUGAUCAUUGGCAGAUUCUUCCUGGAGAUCCUUUUGACAAUACCAGCAGGCCAAGCCAAAUUGUGGCCGAAACCCGUAAGAGGAAGGGUCUGAAGGAGACUGUUCAAGCUUUGGAUAACUUCUUGGACAAGCUGUGAUUUUCCCAUCUGUUCUCUGCCCAACACCAUGACUGGCUUUGGGAAAUGGACUUUAAACUUCUUGGGUGAUGGCUUUUUUAAAAGAAGCUUACCCUUUACCUUCCUAUUGUACUAAAGUGAGACAUCCCCUUAACAUUCAUCUUGAUGUUUCACUGUAGUUUUGGGAAGACUAUUUAUUAUAUUUUGUGAGCUCUCCUUAUCUUGUAUCUGGGGUAGCUCAUGAAAUUGCAGUCUUCUGAUGGGGUGGUUGGUGCCAGACAAUAAGUUGUAAUACUGCGCAGUCACAGCAUGAAUAUAAACAACGAAUUAGAGCGAAUUAAAGAACGUAUAUUUGAA
This is a messenger RNA of Pelobates fuscus (common spadefoot toad), 3043 nucleotides long. It is a transcript of the gene EEF2, whose product is annotated as eukaryotic translation elongation factor 2. Gene Ontology annotation, molecular function: GTPase activity; ribosome binding; GTP binding. Lineage: Eukaryota; Metazoa; Chordata; Amphibia; Anura; Pelobatidae. Gene Ontology annotation, cellular component: ribonucleoprotein complex; cytosol. The coding region runs from base 131 to 2707 and encodes 858 amino acids. Gene Ontology annotation, biological process: translational elongation. The transcript has 15 exons. The record is from RefSeq and is a predicted model, not a curated record.